Biomphalaria glabrata is the source of this 4593-nucleotide messenger RNA. Its product is annotated as fatty acyl-CoA reductase 1-like. Gene Ontology annotation, molecular function: alcohol-forming very long-chain fatty acyl-CoA reductase (NADP+) activity. Gene Ontology annotation, biological process: long-chain fatty-acyl-CoA metabolic process. The record is from RefSeq and is a predicted model, not a curated record. Bases 348 to 2249 code for a protein of 633 amino acids. The transcript has 12 exons. Gene Ontology annotation, cellular component: peroxisome. Lineage: Eukaryota; Metazoa; Mollusca; Gastropoda; Planorbidae.
UCGAAAUGUUGGAAAAGUGAACGACAAAAGACAAAGAUCUAUUUCUAUGUUUAUAGACCUGACAAGUAGAGUCUAGAUCUAGAUAUAAAUUUAACUUUUUUUUUCAAGAUCUUGGCUUUUUAAAAAAUAUCUAGACUCUAGAUCUAUUUGCUUUUAAAUAGGCCUCGAUCUUGAACUGGUCUAAAUCUAGGCCAUCAAUUUUGAUUUUAAAUGUAUUUUUUCCCACCGUUUUCCGGUAUAGCUUUUUAGAUCUUGCUAGAUUUACUGUGCUUCUCUAACAAUAUGGAAGUUACAGUUACUUCCUCGGAUUGCAGUUGAAUGCGGCUAGACUUGUUACAGAGGAUCAAAUGAUGUCAAACCAGCCUGGCAGCGGAGUAUCAUACAGUGCUAUUGACAGUGACAGUCGAUUGGAUAAUCCAAGUGUAACUGAGAAGGCUCCAUUCUCUCAACAUCAAGGUGAAGUCUCAGUGAAAACAUUUAUCGGCACGAAUUCACAAUGUGACGGAGACAUCGACCUGACUGUCCCGAGUAGCAAUAAGUCGGAUAACUGCACCAUGAACACAUCAAGUCCCAGCAAAUCUCUUACCAGCGUAGAUACCAGCAUACUGUCACCCCCUCAUCAUUGGAAUGGGACACAUCCAGCCACACAUUUCAAAAGCAAGUCACCAAAGAGCCAUUCAGUGAACACACUCUCCAUGGAUCUAACUGUCCCCAUGUUCUUUUCCCAUAAGGUCAUCUUCAUCACAGGAGCUACAGGCUUCAUAGGGAAAGUUUUAAUUGAAAAAUUACUGCGAAGUUGUCCUGACCUGGAAUGUGUGUAUUGUCUUAUCAGACCUAAAAACAAACAAACAAUUCAGGACAGAUUGGAUGAAAUUACUAAUUCUAAGCUGUUUGAUAGACUACGUAAAGAGCAGCCCAACUUUGCCAGCAAAUUGAAACCCAUUGGAGGUGACAUGGUCCUCCCAGAACUUGGCAUCUCCGAGUCAGAGCGUCAGAUGCUAGAGCAGAGUGUCCAUGUUGUUUUCCACAGUGCUGCCACUGUCAGGUUCGACGAGCCCUUGCGUGUGGCAGUGGAAAUGAAUGUCAUCGCCGUGCAGAAAAUGGUGAAGCUCUGUAAAAAGUUUGAACAUCUAAUGGCCUUUGUGCAUGUGUCUACUGCCUAUGCUAACUGUGAUAGACCCUACAUCGAGGAGCAGGUGUACCCACCUCCAGUAGAACCUCAGAAAAUUAUUGAUGUCCUUGAAUGGAUGGAUGAUGACAUGCUUGAGCUGUUUACCCCCAAACUGAUGGGAGACAAGCCAAACACAUACACCUACACCAAACAGUUGGCUGAACAUGUCCUCAUUACAGAAGGAGCUGGACUACCUCUUGCCAUCAUCCGGCCCUCCAUUGUUGGGGCAGCCUGGAAGGAACCAUUCCCUGGUUGGAUAGACAAUUACAAUGGUCCAAGUGGCAUCUAUAUUGCAGCAGGACGUGGAAUUCUACGCUCCAUGAAGGGUGAAUCCAGCGCCAUAGCUGAUAUUGUACCAGUUGACAUUCCUGUCAAUAUCAUGAUCACUGUGGCCUGGUAUACAGCUGUGGCCAGACCUAAGACUGUUCUUGUCUAUCAUGCUACCACUGGUGGUUCGAAUCCAUUCACUUGGGGAGACAUGAGUGGGAUUGUCAACAAGUCAUUUAAAGACACACCAUUGGAAGGAUGCUUCCGGCGCCCAAAUGUACAAAUAGUUAGCAACAGUUUUCUGCAUGACUACUGGACCUGUGUAAGUCACCUGUUCCCAGCAUACAUCUGUGACAUUGCUUUCCGGUUGAUGGGCAAGAAGCCAAGGAUGGUGAAGCUGUACAACCGUCUGCAUCGUUCCAUUGAAAGUUUAAAAUUCUUCACCAGCAACGAGUGGCAGUGGGCCAAUUCUAACCAUGAUAUGUUAAAACAUCAGUUGUGUCCUGCAGACUUGAAAACAUUCUACUUUGAUCCACUACCUCUUCACUGGCCUACGUACAUAGAGAAUUACUGCCUCGGUGCUAAGAAGUAUGUGUUAAAUGAGGACAUCUCGGGUCUACCGGCUGCACGAGCUCAUAUCAGAAAGCUGAGGAUCAUACGCUAUGUAUUCAACUCCACUGUGGCCGUCAUCCUUUGGCGUGUGCUCAUCGCUAAGUCGCAGUUUGCUCGCAACUUGUGGUUCUUCAUCGUAGGUCUGGUGUUUAAGUUUGUCCAAUACUUUAGAAUCACCAGCACCAUGCAGAAGUCUUGAGCUCGGCGUGAUUAGUCAUCAGCGUAAAGUUAUCCACAGCUGUAGGUCAUCGUCAUCAUCAGCUCAUUGGGAAAUAUUAGAACUGUUAAAAGGUUGCUCUGAUUAGGAACAUACUUGUCAUGUGUUAAUCUAAAGCUGAGGCAUUGGUAGGAGUUUUAUUUAUUUGUUGCUACAAGUCAAAACUAUUUGAUAGUUCGGCAGAGUUUGUUUGUUUUUAUAAAUAGUUUGAAGUUUUCACUUACUUGGUGUUGUAUGAGCUAUUAAAUAUUUAUCUAUUCUUUGGAAGUGAAGUUUUAGUAAGUGACCUUGACAUUUUCUAUACAGCUUUCUCUUUGUAAGCCAAGGCUGUUUUUUUCUUUUGUAGAAUAUCAUUAUGUAUUUUUCAAGAGGAAUUCAACAAGCAGCAACCUUUGAAAUUGUAAUGAAAUAAAGUUUUUAGUGUUUGUCCCUUCAAAUCAUCUUACAUCUUUAUUUUGUAUUUUAAAAAUUGAAAGAGAAAAAAGAUACACCUUUUAUAUAAUUGUUUCUCUCCCGAGGAAGUGUACCAAAUACAGAUGUUGUAAUAGAAAUCUAACAAAAGAUUUUUUGGUUUUCAAAAAAAUAAUUUCCAAAUUGUGAAUGUGUUUUUACUUUUACAAAGCUGUAAGUUCAAUCAUUUGUUGUCAUCCAAUCCAUUAGAAGUGCCAGAUGGGAUCUCUUGUCCUGUUCAUCUAAUGUUGAUCAUAUAUAUAUAUAUAUAAAUAUAUAUAUAUACCUUUCUGUUUCAAGAACCACUUUUUUUUUUUCCUGAAGGAGGUAGAGCAUGGACAUAGGAUAUCCCAUAAUGCAAUGAUGCCGCCUUCUGAUUGAGUAGCUGCAUUUUCUUGUCAUUGUGUUUUUUUUUUUUAUUAGCACUUAGCUGCUACCAUUGUUUUAUCAUUAUCAGCCAAAAAGUUAUAUCUCCUUUUGUUACAAAAAGUGUGGUCCUAGUGUGUGUGUGUGUGUGGACUGGUAUUUCAAAUUCAAAACAAAAUGUUUCCAGGAAAACUGGUGGAACACUGAAAUGCUCACACUGAGUUAAGGUAUUAAGAUUUGAACCCUGUGCAUUCAGUUUGCCAGUGGCACAUUUCCACACAUCCUCCCCCUCCCCCCCUUUUUUUAAUGACCAAUGUAUUUGUGUUUGAGCACAUGGCUGUUUGGUGUUGGGACACAUUUGGCAUGUGCUUCAAGCACAAGAUUGGCAUGUGCUUCAAGCACAAGAUUGGCAUGUGCUUCAAGCACAAGAUUGGCAUGUGCUUCAAGCUCAAGAUUGGCAUGUGCUUCAAGCACAAGAUUGGCAUGUGCUUCAAGCACAAGAUUGGCAUGUGCUUCAAGCUCAAGAUCCACCAAAGUAAAAAGUGACACAGCUUGACAACACCUGCCCAAUGAUUUUGGAGAGUUUUUGUGUCUUAUUUCUAAGCAUUUUCAAUUCUGGCCCUUUGUUUUUCUUCCCUUUGAAUCAAAGCUUGAAAAAAAAAAUGUUAAUGAAAUAAAAGGGACUGAGACUAGCAAGUCUUAAUUGAACAUUUCCAUGUGACUAGUUUUUGUCUCGCAAUACCACAGCUACAUAUGUCCAGUUGGGUGAGAUGAUGUGUUUUAUGUUAUUUAGCUGUGGUCAAUUCAAACUAAAGCUGUAUUCGUUUUGUGUUAUUUAGCUGUGGUCAAUUCAAACUAAAGCUGUAUUCGUUUUGUGUUAUUUAGCUGUGGUCAAUUCAAACUAAAGCUUUAUUCAAUUCUAGUUUUGUGUUAUUUAGCUGUGGUCAAUUCAAACUAAGGCUGUAUUCAAUUCCUGCUGUACCUAGAAAAUUAUAUUGGCUCAACAUUGUUUUCUGCAGCUUGUUUUUUUUUAAUUUAUUUUUUUUACCUUUUCAUUUUAUGUGUUACAAUUAGCCUUGUAUUAUUGAUAGGCAUAGUCAACACAGAUCUAGUUUUGCUUUAGGCCACACAUAUAUGAUAUAUUUACCAGUAUAUAAUUUGACUAUUGUAUUGACUUUAAAUUUUGUAUUCCUUGUUUUAAAAUAAACAUUUUGAACUGUGUACUUUGGAUUUGUUCAACAUUUGAAUUCAACACUGAAACUUGGCGAUGCUAGACUAGUUUGCUUUUACAGUUGGAAGUAUUUGGACUUUCUGGUCUGUUUCAACCAAUGUAUAUGUAUAUAUCUGUGUGUGCUGAUCAACUCCAAUGAAAGCUGCAAUAGUUUCUGUUAUGCAAUGGCACACUUUUGUUUGUUUGUUUGGGUAUAACAAUGAAUGUGACUGUCAUUCCACAUGUAUGCUCUCUCUCUCUCUCUUUCUCAUAGAAACAAAAUAAACUUUCAGUAUCAUA